Molecule: messenger RNA, 756 nt
Organism: Hippocampus zosterae (dwarf seahorse)
Lineage: Eukaryota; Metazoa; Chordata; Actinopteri; Syngnathiformes; Syngnathidae
Product: probable pancreatic secretory proteinase inhibitor
Exons: 4
Coding region: 86-325 (79 amino acids)
Molecular function (GO): serine-type endopeptidase inhibitor activity; protein binding
Source: RefSeq, a predicted model, not a curated record
UGUUCCCACGCCUGAUUAUGCCGCCUGUAAAAUUGCAGACCUGACGUGUCAGUGUCGGUCCGUUAUUCAUUCAUCAACAUUCAUCAUGACUGGGAGAGCUAUUCUGUUUGGACUCCUGCUCUUCUGCGUGGCUGCAGAUGCAAAGAACACAGGAUCCCCAAGAAAGCCAUCUUGUCCUGGUACUGAUGAGAUUUUGGCAUGCCCCAUGAACUUGGCCCCUGUUUGUGGUAGUGAUGGACACACAUACGCAAAUGAGUGUACCCUUUGUGUCCACAGACAGACAACAAAGACAAACGUUUUGAUUGUGCACGAUGAAGCCUGCUGACCUGCUUAGCUGCUCCGCAAGUGGAUGUCAUCGGCAGCAAUGUUUCAAUCACAAUAAUCAGAAUGAAUAAUAAAACUUGAUUGACAACGUCAUGAGGUGAACAAAUGUGUUAAAUGUAACUUUUAUAAUGAAGUGAAAGCAUAAAUGAUCGCUUGGAACGUCGUUUACCCAUACUGUAGUACCAAGUAAUACAAAUAUCAGCUUUUGUGUGUAGACACUUGGAGACAAAAGGAUCGAUUUAAUUUGGCAUUGGAUGGAGAGAUACAUCGAGUUAAUUUAUUAUUUGUUUAAAAAGUUAAACUAAUUGAAAACAGUUUUUCAUCUACAAUGAAAAUCUUGGAGGCAAUGAAGGGUACGGCAUCUUGCCCAAGGGCACUUUGACAACUGACAGCCAGGGGCAUGAUUUAAACCACAGACCCUUGGGUUUACUG